Molecule: messenger RNA, 391 nt
Organism: Astrephomene gubernaculifera
Lineage: Eukaryota; Viridiplantae; Chlorophyta; Chlorophyceae; Chlamydomonadales; Astrephomenaceae
Source: the annotation of a GenBank genome assembly
GGCGCUGACCAUGCUGGGCAUGGGGCUCACCAUGCGGCUGUCUGACUUCGGCGCCGUGUUCCGCGCCAUGCCGGGUCUGCUGCUGCUGGGCAUGGUGCUGCAGUACAGCGUCAUGCCGGGGCUGGGCUGGCUGAUAUCCAGGCACGCUGGCCUGUCCGCACCCCUGGCAGUGGGCAUUGCAGUGCUGUCCGCCUGCCCCGGGGGCACCGCCUCCAACAUCGUGGCGUUCCUGGCUCGCGGCGAGAUGGCGCUGUCCAUCCUCAUGACCGCCUCCUCCACCCUGGCAGCCGUGGUGGCCACCCCCGCCAUCACCGCAGCACUGGCGGGCACCCUGGUGCCGGUGGAUGCGCGGGGGCUGCUGCUGUCCACACUGCAGGUGGUGCUGCUGCCC